AUGUAUAUUUCCUUCCAUCCUGAAUCUAAAUCCGUCAUCAGGCUGGUGCCAUUGCAGGCGAUAGGCGGGGCGGUACCGCCCGGCGCGGGGCGGGAGGCGGGCGAGACGAGAGGGAGGGGCGCCGGCGGGCGCCGGCGCUAUCGCCCGCUCCCGCCCGCUGCCGCCGCGUUGGCGGCGAGAGCGAGGCGGGAGAGGGGCGAGAGGCGGGGCGGCGCGAUGGCGGGGUGGGGCGAGAGGGUGGCGGGCGAGAGUGGGGCGGGAGGCGGGCGUUAUGCGGGCGAGAGGCGGGCGAGAGCGGGCGAGAGUGGGGCGGGAGUGGCUAACGGCUAG
Lolium perenne is the source of this 330-nucleotide messenger RNA. NCBI's taxonomy places the organism in Eukaryota, Viridiplantae, Streptophyta, Magnoliopsida, Poales, Poaceae. The record is from RefSeq and is a predicted model, not a curated record.